This is a messenger RNA of Aplosporella prunicola CBS 121167, 710 nucleotides long. RefSeq lists its product as uncharacterized. The transcript has a single exon. NCBI's taxonomy places the organism in Eukaryota, Fungi, Ascomycota, Dothideomycetes, Botryosphaeriales, Aplosporellaceae. Bases 194 to 661 code for a protein of 155 amino acids. The record is from RefSeq and is a predicted model, not a curated record.
UGGCAAGGGGACGCACGCACUCGGGAGGCCUUAGUGGCGACGACGGGAAGAGCAACGGGAUCCGGGGCGGCGCGCAAAAGCAGCAGUGAGCAAGCGGGCGGGUGUGCGUGCGUGCGAGCCGCCAACCAAACGCCCAACCCACCCUGCCCUAGCGGCACGCUCCAUCUCACGAUGCCGCACGCUCCACCUCACCAUGGCCCUGCCCUCGAUUCGAGCCGUACCUAGUCCGUCCCUUAGUGCCAUCGCUCCGAUCGAGGGGGUCCACGGCUCUUGCGCCACUCUUGCGUGCCCCAACGCCCACCCCCACUCUAUAUUCCCACGAUACGCCGCUCCGUCUACCCUCCUGGGUCGUGCUGUGGCGAUUGCUACCCUAGUCCUCCUGCGUACCCCGUCGGUGAUCACACUCACGAUCCCCACAAUCCCCGUCCCGCGAGCCCUCGCUCGGGAAAAGACGGGAUGCGCGCGUGGAUGCUCCUUUGGGACGCUGAUCUCGACAACCUUGACUCGACGUCUGUGGAUUCUGAAGUUGCAUUUUCUUUAUACAGUCAAACCUCGUUACAACAGUUCGGCGGGUCAGCAGCUUCCGACUGAUAAAAUUAACAUAACUGUUUACGACGUUUCUUUUGUUAUGACGGCAAACCGUAGCCGAAUAUAUCGAUAAACGCCCUUUUGAGAGUACGAAUCCACUGACCAGCUCAAAACGUUAUAAC